CGCAAGCGCAGCAGCUUGCAGCGGUGCUGUGUCUGUCCGGCGCCUUUUCUCUCUUCCCCUUCCUCCCUCUCCCCUGCGCCCCUCCCUCCCUCUCUCCUUCCCCUUCUCCUCUUACUCUCCCCCCUCCCUUCCUCUCUCUCUCUCUUCCAGAGCCGCCGCGGUCGCUGCUGUCGCCGCAGAUACCGUUCGUGCCCUCCUUCCCCGCUCCCUGUGCGCCCGGCUGCCCCAUGAAGCGAUGGCAGCGGCCAACUUCGGCAAGAUCCAGAUAGGGAUCUACGUGGAGAUCAAGCGCAGCGAUGGCCGAAUUCACCAAGCUAUGGUAACAUCCCUAAAUGAAGAUAAUGAAAGUGUAACUGUUGAAUGGAUUGAAAAUGGAGACACAAAAGGCAAAGAGAUUGACUUGGAGAGCAUAUUUUCACUUAAUCCAGAUCUUGCUCCUGAUGAAGAUAUUGAACCCAGUCCAGAGACGCUACCACCAGCUGCUGCAUCAGCCAAAGUAAACAAAAUUGUGAAGAGUCGACGAACUAUGGCACCAGUUAAGAAUGAUACCCCUUCCAGAGAUAACAGAGUGGUUGGUUCUUCGCGCGUACGACCUACUCAGCUUCCUGAGCAGUCUUCCUCAUCUCAACAGAAUGGUAGUGUUUCAGAUAUAUCUCCAGUUCAAGCUGCAAAAAAGGAAUUUGGACCCCCUUCACGUAGAAAAUCUAAUUGUGUAAAAGAGGUUGAAAAACUGCAAGAGAAACGUGAAAAAAGAAGGUUACAGCAGCAAGAACUUAGAGAAAAAAGAGCUCAGGAUGUUGAUGCUACAAAUCCAAAUUAUGAAAUUAUGUGCAUGAUAAGAGACUUCAGGGGAAGUUUGGAUUAUAGACCACUGACCACUGCAGAUCCUAUUGAUGAGCACAGGAUAUGUGUUUGUGUACGAAAACGACCACUCAAUAAAAAAGAAACUUUAAUGAAAGACCUUGAUGUAAUAACAAUUCCUAGUAAAGAUGUUGUGAUGGUACAUGAACCAAAACAAAAGGUGGACUUAACAAGGUACCUAGAAAACCAAACUUUUCGUUUUGAUUAUGCCUUUGAUGACACGGCUCCUAAUGAAAUGGUUUACAGGUUUACAGCUCGACCAUUAGUGGAGACUAUAUUUGAAAGAGGAAUGGCCACUUGUUUUGCAUAUGGGCAAACAGGCAGUGGGAAAACCCAUACUAUGGGUGGUGACUUUUCAGGAAAGAAUCAAGAUUGUUCUAAAGGAAUAUAUGCACUUGCAGCUCGAGAUGUCUUCUUAAUGCUAAAGAAGCCAAAUUAUAAGAAGUUAGAACUUCAAGUAUAUGCAACAUUUUUCGAGAUAUACAGUGGUAAAGUUUUUGACUUGUUGAACAGGAAGACAAAAUUAAGAGUGUUAGAAGAUGGUAAACAGCAAGUCCAGGUGGUGGGAUUACAGGAACGGGAAGUCAAAUGCGUGGAAGAUGUUCUUAAGCUUAUUGAAAUAGGCAACAGUUGCAGGACAUCUGGCCAGACAUCUGCAAAUGCACACUCAUCUCGAAGCCAUGCAGUGUUUCAGAUUAUUCUCAGAAGGAAAGGGAAAUUGCAUGGUAAAUUUUCUCUGAUUGAUUUGGCUGGCAAUGAAAGAGGAGCAGAUACUUCAAGUGCAGAUAGGCAGACACGACUGGAAGGUGCGGAAAUUAACAAGAGCCUUUUAGCACUCAAGGAGUGCAUUAGAGCCUUAGGCCGAAAUAAACCUCAUACACCCUUCAGAGCAAGUAAACUUACUCAGGUGUUAAGAGAUUCAUUCAUAGGAGAAAACUCCCGUACCUGUAUGAUUGCUACAAUUUCUCCAGGGAUGGCAUCAUGUGAAAACACUCUAAAUACAUUGAGAUACGCAAAUAGGGUGAAGGAGCUGACAAUUGAUCCGAGUGCUGCAGGAGAUAUCCGUCCCAUUAUACACCAUACUCCCAACCAGAUUGAUGACUUGGAGACACAGUGGGGUGUGGGAAGCUCCCCUCAGAGAGAUGAUCUAAAGUUGCUAUGUGAGCAAAAUGAAGAGGAAGUUUCUCCACAGUUGUUUACUUUCCAUGAAGCUGUGUCACAAAUGGUAGAAAUGGAAGAGCAAGUAGUAGAAGACCACAGGGCUGUCUUCCAGGAAUCGAUUAGGUGGCUGGAAGAUGAAAAAGCUCUUCUUGAGAUGACAGAAGAAGUAGACUAUGAUGUGGAUUCUUAUGCUACUCAACUUGAAGCAAUUCUGGAGCAAAAAAUUGAUAUUCUGACUGAACUUAGAGAUAAAGUGAAAUCUUUCCGGGCAGCUCUACAAGAGGAGGAACAGGCCAGUAAACAGAUCAACCCGAAAAGACCACGUGCCCUUUGAAAUGGGUUUUUGCUGCUAAAGAAAUCCAUGAUCCUGUACUGCUGUACCACACAUUUGUUACAAAACCCAGUGGCCGUAAGAACUCAACUACUUGAAAGUGUAAAACAUUAAAAAUGUCCAUGGAAAUGUCCCGUUUCUGAUUCACCUGAAUGACAUUUUCAGUUCUGUGUGAAAUGCUCCUAUGAUGUCUACAAAAUGCUUCUAGACCAGAUAGCACAGCCAUGCAGGGUUCAGAUCUGUGAAGCACUUUGUUUAAAAUAUUUCGUAUAUUCAAAUUGUGAAUUUUAUGUUUGGAAAUAUUUGCUAUGUUUUUUGAUACUGAAGUAAAACUGUGACCAUUAAAAAGUCACAGUAUUUCCUUCUAUGUUCAGUUUUGUUACAAAGACCAGCUGUGCAGUUUUUGUGUUUGCCUGCAUGCACACCUCACUAGUAGUUGUACAUCUCUCUUCUACAGACAGCUGUGCUUAGCUUUUUCCAUUGUGUGCCUUGGUGAAGGCUACGUAACCCUAAACAUCCUCUUUCUGAAGCACAGCUUUAAUAAACAACAUUCCUUAUUUGUCAAUAUCAGUUACUUUUACUGUGUACAUUUUAAUGUGUUUUGAGACUUUUUUGGGUGGCUAGUUUCAUUUCACAGGAUGUGCCAUAUCAUUUGAACAGAGACUGAAAGAGCUGUUAGCUUGGAGAAACAGCUGGAUAUUCCAUCCUUGUAAAAGUCUGGAAUCUAGAUUUAUUUGAUUACCAUAAAGAAUGAUUAUAUAAUUCUAACAUUUUUUUCUCUAAUAAAAAAAUAACCAGAAACACCCCCUAGACAGAAGUAUAAAUUAGUUGGUAUAUAAUAAAAGAUAACGUAUAAUGUGUCUGGUGGAAGAGUGAAGAUACAGUCUGACCUCUGCACAGGGAAAGGGUAACUGUCAAAGUUCUGGAAUCCAGCUAAAUACAUAUAUACUAGCCUUUCACAUACUGUUAAAACUUGGCUUUUUAUGCAUGACAAACUUACAUGUACAUUAUCUGUAGUUUGCAGGUAGUUUGAGUAGCUCUGUUGCUUUAAAGAGUAGCUAAUACCUAUUUUUGCCUUUGCCAGCAGUUGAAAAGUGGGGUGAAAUUGCAUUUGAGGAUUUUGCACAAUACCUCUGCCUAGCACUAAUAGAAAUCCCAGAAGUACCUGAAUUCUCUCAAAUGGCGCCAUGUGUAUCAGCACUCUCUAGGUGGUGGCACUCAAGCUAUUUUUGCGAGAGUCAGUAUCCAAAAAAGAUUGACCUUUCAUGUAACUUGUCAGAUGAGGAGUUGUAGACCUCUCUAGGAGUUCUCCCCAUUUCCAGUAGUUUGUAUCAGCAGACUUUCCCUUGGAACUGUCUAAAAAUUGCUUCUGGAAUACAAGCCUGUUCAUUUUUACCAGGCCUGGAAGGAAAUAAAGGGAAGGCAAUGAAAAGAGAGUUAAAUGAACCAGAAAUUCUUGUAGUGUUCUAAUGUUUGUAUAUCCCUUAAGAAGGUAGGCCAUGGGAAUCUCUUGUCUCAUCAUAGUUAGAAAUUUAAAAAAAUCUUCCUGUGUGUAAACAUGA
Calypte anna (Anna's hummingbird) is the source of this 3915-nucleotide messenger RNA. RefSeq names its product kinesin family member 2A (gene KIF2A). Gene Ontology annotation, molecular function: ATP binding; microtubule binding; microtubule motor activity. The transcript is spliced from 20 exons. NCBI's taxonomy places the organism in Eukaryota, Metazoa, Chordata, Aves, Apodiformes, Trochilidae. The record is from RefSeq and is a predicted model, not a curated record. Gene Ontology annotation, biological process: microtubule-based movement. Bases 236 to 2356 code for a protein of 706 amino acids.